Messenger RNA from Alternaria ethzedia, 918 nucleotides. RefSeq lists its product as uncharacterized. The coding region runs from base 1 to 918 and encodes 305 amino acids. The transcript is spliced from 3 exons. Lineage: Eukaryota; Fungi; Ascomycota; Dothideomycetes; Pleosporales; Pleosporaceae. The record is from RefSeq and is a predicted model, not a curated record.
AUGGCGGACAACACCAAGCAGAUCAAGAGCGCCAUCAACGCCAAGAAGCAGGCAAUCGCCGUAGAAGAGCAAGGACGUGCAGAAUGGGCAGGCCAGCUUCUGGAGAUGGAGACGUUGAUCGCGACGGUCGGAGAGACUGAAGAAACAGGAGCCAUGCGUGCGGAAAUCGUGGGUCGUGUCGCCGAGCACGACACCAAACUCGAGGUCCUGCGAUCCGAACUCGCCGCUCUCGAGGCCCAGCUUCCUGAGGACGCCGCUGAACCUGCCGGUCCCAAGUUCGAUAUUGAGAAGCACCCAGUCCUGCGCAAGACCAUGGAGAAGCAAGAGCCCGAGAAGGCCAUCGUAUUGAACAUUGGCGACAUCUGCGAGGCGCAGUGGACUGACAGGUCCUGGUACAAAGCCAAGAUCCAGAGUAAACUCGGCGCCGCCUCAGCCCCCAAGUACCUUGUUCGUUUCAUCGAGUACGACGACACCCUGACCGUCGAUGGCUCCGCCGUACGCCCUCUGCCGAACAAGCGCAAGCGCGACGCCGAGCCUGCGUUCGCCGCAACCCCGUCUGCGCCCGUUGUCUCGAGUGCCCACGUCAUCUCCGGAGCUGCUAGCAUGAACCCGAGUGCGCAGGCUGCCAAGAGCGCCGGAGCUGCCCAGGACGGAGAAGAGCGGAAGGCUAGUCGCAUCGCCAACAAGGGCAUCCUCAAGAAGAGGCAGUCAAACUGGGCCGACUUCCAGAACAAAGGUAAAAAGAAGGGCGUUGUCAAGAAGGAGUCCAUGUUCCGUACCAGUACCGAGGCUGGCAGUCGAGUCGGCUUUACGGGCUCUGGCAAGGGCAUGACCGAAACCCACAAGCGUCAGCGUUACGACCACAAGGCCGACGCUGACCAGGACGAGGAGUACUCUGGCGACCGCAAAGGCUUCUAG